AUGGAUUCGCGAAAGAGAAAACUACCGUCCCUCGGACUGGACAGGCGAGUGAGGGCUAGAGCUGAGCCUGAGCCAGAGCUGGAUGACUUCGAGGACGAGGCGGGCAGCAGUGCACCAAGUGAAGAGGACGUCGACGAGGAUCAGAUUGGUUCAGAAUCGGGCUCAGUAAGCGAAAUUGACUCUGAGGAGCCUGACGACCAUGAUGGACCGUCCAGCGAGGAGGAGGAAGAGGAGGACGUCUCUGUCGACGCAUCCAAAGUGUCCUUCGGGGCCUUGGCCAAAGCACAAGCAAUGUUGCCUCAAUCAGGGCGCCGCAACAAGAAAGCCGCUCAAGCGAAGGACAACUCAGACGGUGAAGACAACAACCUCUCUAGCAAACCAAAGGAUGUGCCUUCAAAGAGGGACAAGCCCCCGGCCCGAAGCAGCAAGCACGCGCCCAUGGAGAUGACCAGCAAACGACAGGUCAGCCGCAAGCGCGAGAUCAUUCCCGUCAAGAAACUCGAGGCCCGGGAUCCCCGUUUCGAUCCUCUCAUCACCAGCCGCUCGUCCUCAUACAGUAACAGCAGGGCUGAUGAGGACCGGGCCCGGAAGGCUUAUGCCUUCCUGGACGAGUAUCGGGACGACGAGAUGCGGCAGUUAAAGACAGCAGUCAAGAAGGCCAAGAACCCGGGCGAAAAGGAGAAAUUGCAGCGCACGCUGAUGUCGAUGGAGAGUAGAAAGAAAGCGAGGGAUAGGAAGGACAAGGAGAGGGCGGUGGUGGAGGAGCACAGACGGCGGGAGAAGGAGUUGGUGAAGGAGGGCAAGAAGGCCAAGCCCUUCUACCUGAAGAAAUCAGAGCAGAAGAAGCAGUUGCUGGUCAACCAGUUCACAGGCAUGAGCGAGAAGCAGCGGGAGAAGGCUAUUGAGAAGAAGCGGAAGAAGCACACGGCAUCUACAUGA
Messenger RNA from Cryphonectria parasitica EP155, 939 nucleotides. RefSeq lists its product as uncharacterized. The transcript is spliced from 3 exons. Gene Ontology annotation, cellular component: nucleolus; 90S preribosome. NCBI's taxonomy places the organism in Eukaryota, Fungi, Ascomycota, Sordariomycetes, Diaporthales, Cryphonectriaceae. Bases 1 to 939 code for a protein of 312 amino acids. The record is from RefSeq and is a predicted model, not a curated record. Gene Ontology annotation, biological process: maturation of SSU-rRNA from tricistronic rRNA transcript (SSU-rRNA, 5.8S rRNA, LSU-rRNA).